CCACUACGAAAGCUACUGUCUGAAGUGGCGGGGUCUGCACUACAUUUCCCAGGAGUCUGUUCGCGGCGGUGGAUCACGUGACCGGAGCGCGGGCUUUGGAAGGCGGCGAGGCUGGAGAAGGCUUUGGUUCUGCAUCAGAAGCGCGGGCUCGGGACUGUCCUGAGGACGCUGGGGACACCGGACCGCCACUAGUUGCCGACGCUUCGGGCAGUGGAGGUAGGGUGAAGCCUUGCGGGAGCGACUCUGAAAGCGGCGAGUAUCGCGGGAGCAGCACCAGGCGGCCCGGGCCUUGGACCUUUCGCGCUGCUCUGAGCCUCUCUCUUCACCGCCAUCGCUCCUGUGUUACCAUGGGAAUUCAAGGCCUUGCCAAACUAAUUGCUGAUGUGGCUCCCAGUGCCAUCCGGGAGAAUGACAUCAAGAGCUACUUUGGCCGCAAGGUAGCCAUUGAUGCCUCCAUGAGCAUUUACCAGUUCCUGAUUGCUGUUCGUCAGGGUGGGGAUGUGCUGCAGAACGAGGAGGGGGAGACCACCAGCCACCUGAUGGGGAUGUUCUACCGCACCAUCCGCAUGAUGGAGAACGGCAUCAAGCCCGUCUACGUCUUCGAUGGCAAACCACCACAGCUGAAGUCAGGUGAGCUGGCCAAACGAAGUGAGAGGCGCGCCGAGGCCGAGAAGCAGCUGCAGCAGGCCCAGGAGGCUGGGGUAGAGGAAGAGGUGGAAAAGUUCACCAAGCGGCUGGUGAAGGUCACCAAGCAACACAAUGAUGAGUGCAAACACCUGCUGAGUCUCAUGGGCAUCCCGUACCUUGAUGCACCCAGUGAGGCGGAGGCCAGCUGCGCUGCCCUGGUGAAGGCUGGCAAAGUCUAUGCCGCAGCCACGGAGGACAUGGACUGCCUCACUUUUGGCAGCCCCGUACUAAUGCGACAUCUGACUGCCAGUGAGGCCAAGAAGCUGCCCAUUCAGGAGUUCCACCUGAGCCGAGUCCUGCAGGAGCUGGGUCUGAAUCAGGAGCAGUUUGUAGACCUGUGCAUCCUGCUGGGUAGUGACUACUGCGAGAGUAUCCGGGGCAUUGGGCCCAAGCGGGCCGUGGACCUCAUCCAGAAGCAUAAGAGCAUUGAGGAGAUCGUGCGGCGGCUGGAUCCCAACAAGUACCCUGUUCCAGAAAACUGGCUCCACAAGGAAGCUCAGCAGCUCUUCCUGGAGCCUGAGGUGCUGGACCCCGAGUCUGUGGAGCUGAAGUGGAGCGAGCCAAAUGAAGAGGAGUUGGUCAAAUUCAUGUGUGGGGAAAAGCAGUUUUCUGAGGAGCGAAUUCGCAGUGGGGUCAAGCGACUGAGUAAGAGCCGCCAGGGCAGCACCCAGGGCCGCCUAGAUGAUUUCUUCAAGGUGACCGGCUCACUCUCCUCAGCUAAGCGCAAGGAGCCAGAACCCAAGGGGCCUGCCAAGAAGAAAGCAAAGACUGGGGGAGCUGGGAAGUUCAAGAGGGGAAAAUAAACGUGUCCUCCCUCCAUUGUCCCCGGACCGGAUGUCUGCUUCGUACCCUCAGUGCUCGCUCCUCUUCUGAAGAGAGGCCGCUUCUUCCCAGAACUGCCUUCAGAGCCUCCCCUUUCUUACUUGACGUUGCGGCAGGAAGGCACAGCUUUGCUUGUCCUCAUUUUUAGCUCAGGAAUGAUGUCAGGCUCAAACCACUUCUCAGGCAGGUUAUCGGACACUGCACCCAUUGUGCUGUGAAACUGAAAGCAACACUUUCGAAAGAAGCAGAUAAAGAUGGUCUGGGGUGGGAGUGUGGGAGAGAAUUCCCUGGCUGGCCGCUGUGGGUGGGGUGACUGUAGACCUUGACUGUUCUUCAGCCCCCAGCCCAGGCUUAGCUGUGAGGAGAAGGGGCAAGCAGCCAGGAGUCGGCUGACAGCGGCCUCGAUUACUGACUGCCUUGUCUUGUGGGUCUCCAGGGCUUUUUCAGGGCAGGGAAGGGGCAGUGUUGGAGGUUUGGGUUUGUAGUUUUGUUUUUGUCCCGUUCCUCUCCAGUGCUGGGAACUGAACCCAGGGCAAGGCAAGCAAGCACGCAUACCACUGACUGUAACCCUGAGAGACACUGCUGAUGGCCUUUCUGAGGCAAUCAAUUGAAUUGAGGUUUUGGGAGAAGCAGCUAUUGUUCAUGUGCUAUUUCUAUUUUAAUAGAUGUGAAGAGAAAAAAAAUCAAUAAAAUUAUAAAAGUGA
Molecule: messenger RNA, 2213 nt
Organism: Peromyscus californicus insignis
Lineage: Eukaryota; Metazoa; Chordata; Mammalia; Rodentia; Cricetidae
Gene: Fen1
Product: flap structure-specific endonuclease 1
Exons: 2
Coding region: 348-1490 (380 amino acids)
Cellular component (GO): nucleus
Molecular function (GO): DNA binding; 5'-3' exonuclease activity; 5'-flap endonuclease activity
Source: RefSeq, a predicted model, not a curated record